CUCUCCAAAGUACUCGCUGAAGCCGCGGCGCACGCGCACGAUCAAUGCGCCUGCAAGCGGCGUCGCCGCUGGAGAUGCUGCGGCUGAUCAGGUUCCCGCCCAGGUGGCGGCGACCUCCGGCGGCGGGGGUCCCCGCGAAGAACGUCGGCUUCAGGAAGGUGGCCUCCGGCGUCUCUUCCCUGGGCAGCGCCUCGCCCAGAUCCCUAAACAUAUUCGAUCGGGAUUUGAAGAGGAAACAGAAGAACUGGGCGGCCCGGCAGCCUGAGCGGAUAAAGUUUGACUACCUGAAGGAGGAGGUGGGAAGUCGGAUUGCAGACCGUGUAUAUGACAUAGCCAGAGAUUUCCCCCUUGCUUUGGAUGUCGGUUGUGGAAGAGGUUACAUAGCACAACAUUUGAAUAAGGAAACUGUUGGAAAGUUUUUCCAAACAGACAUUGCAGAAAAUGCUUUGAAAAAUGCCUUAGAAAUGGAAAUUCCUACUGUCAGUGUUUUAGCUGAUGAAGAAUUUCUUCCCUUCAGAGAAAAUAUAUUUGAUCUGGUGGUUAGCAGUUUAAGUUUGCACUGGGUGAAUGACCUACCUAGAGCACUUGAACAGAUUCAUUGUGUUUUAAAACCAGAUGGAGUGUUUAUUGGUGCAGUGUUUGGAGGUGACACGCUCUAUGAACUCCGGUGUUCAUUACAGUUAGCGGAAACAGAAAGGGAAGGAGGAUUUUCUCCACACGUCUCUCCUUUCACUGCUGUCAAUGACCUAGGACAUCUGCUCGGGAGAGCCGGCUUUAAUACGCUGACUGUGGACACUGAUGAAAUUCAAGUUAACUAUCCUGGAAUGUUUGAAUUGAUGGAAGAUUUACAAGGGAUGGGUGAGAGUAACUGUGCUUGGAAUAGAAAAGCCCUCCUGCACCGAGACACGAUGCUGGCAGCUGCAGCAGUGUACAGAGAAAUGUACGGAAAUGAGGAUGGUUCUGUACCUGCCACCUAUCAGAUCUAUUACAUGAUAGGAUGGAAAUAUCAUGAUUCACAGGCGAGACCAGCUAAAAGAGGUUCGGCAACUGUGUCAUUUGGAGAGCUAGGAAAAAUAAAUGAUCUUAUGUCACAGGGGAAAAAAUCACAAUAA
This is a messenger RNA of Mesoplodon densirostris (Blainville's beaked whale), 1112 nucleotides long. It is a transcript of the gene NDUFAF5, whose product is annotated as NADH:ubiquinone oxidoreductase complex assembly factor 5. Gene Ontology annotation, biological process: mitochondrial respiratory chain complex I assembly. Gene Ontology annotation, cellular component: mitochondrion. The record is from RefSeq and is a predicted model, not a curated record. Gene Ontology annotation, molecular function: S-adenosylmethionine-dependent methyltransferase activity. The transcript is spliced from 11 exons. Bases 45 to 1112 code for a protein of 355 amino acids. Lineage: Eukaryota; Metazoa; Chordata; Mammalia; Artiodactyla; Ziphiidae.